This is a messenger RNA of Aspergillus homomorphus CBS 101889, 2370 nucleotides long. It is a transcript of the gene erg5, whose product is annotated as C-22 sterol desaturase erg5. NCBI's taxonomy places the organism in Eukaryota, Fungi, Ascomycota, Eurotiomycetes, Eurotiales, Aspergillaceae. The record is from RefSeq and is a predicted model, not a curated record. Bases 356 to 1951 code for a protein of 531 amino acids. Gene Ontology annotation, molecular function: heme binding; oxidoreductase activity, acting on paired donors, with incorporation or reduction of molecular oxygen; monooxygenase activity. The transcript has 4 exons. Gene Ontology annotation, biological process: sterol metabolic process.
AUUGAACUCAGUAGGUAGUACUGUCUCCUGAGUAGCAUUCGAUAGUUGAAUACGUGAAGUCCCAUUGCAUACUUGGUCUAUUGAGUCUCCCCGUCUUUCCCGUCCCCAUCCAUCCUAUCAACUAAUCAAAACACCCAUUUUUCCCUCGCCAAAUUAGAGUUGCGUCUCCCCUGGAUUGGAAGGCUUCUUGUUCUUGAAGUUCUUUCGAUCUUUCUCUUCUCCUCCUCCUCCUCCUCCUCCUCCUCCUGUUCUCUCACCCUUCCCUUCCCUAACCCCCUUCCAUUCUUUUAUCCUAAACCCCCUCCCACGCCCAUUGUUGGAGAGCACUUUUCGCCUGCUCAAUUCAUCAUCCAACAUGGCCAGUCUCAAUGGGAGUUUUGCCUCUCCCUCGGCCGAUGCCGUGAUUUCCCCCAGACUUUUUGAGCCCUCCGGCGUUGUCGCCUCCGUCCUCGAGGGUUUCACCGUCUGGAAGGCCCUGUUGACUUUGUUCGUUGCUGCCGUCAUUUACGAUCAGUUCCGGUAUCUCUGGCUCAAGGGCUCGAUUAUUGGCCCAGCAUGGAAAAUGCCCUUCAUGGGACCUUUUCUCCAAUCUGUCAACCCUAAGUUCCAUGAGUACAAGGCCAAGUGGGACAGUGGUGCGCUGAGCUGCGUUUCCGUUUUUCACAAAUUCGUCGUCAUCGCUUCGACCCGUGAUAUGUCCCGCAAGAUCUUCAACUCGCCCAUCUUCGUCAAGCCCUGUGUUGUCGACAUCGCGCAUAAGCUUCUUGGUGCAGACAACUGGGUGUUUUUGGAUGGCAAGGACCACGUCGAGUUCCGUAAGGGUCUGAACGGUCUCUUUACGCGUCAGGCGCUUUCCUACUACCUUCCCCGCAUGGAAGAGGUCUACAACGACUACUACGCUCGUUUCCUUCGGAUUUCCAAGGAGAACAAUUUCACCCCCACUCCCUGGAUGCCUGAAUUCCGUGAAUUGAUGUGUGCUGUUUCCUGCCGUACUUUCGUCGGUCACUACAUCACCGAAGAGGCCAUCAAGAAGAUUGCCGAUGACUACUACCUGAUCACUGCCGCUCUCGAGCUUGUCAACUUCCCUGUCAUUCUUCCCUACACCAAGGCUUGGUACGGCAAGAAGGCCGCCGACAUGGUUCUGGUUGAGUUCUCGAACUGCGCCGCUAAGAGCAAGGCUCGUAUGGCUGCGGGUGGAGACAUCACCUGUAUCAUGGAUGCGUGGGUCAAGGCUCAGCAGGAUUCCGCCAAGUAUCGUGAGAAGCUUGCCCAGGGUAUUGCCGUGGACUCCAAUGAGAAGCCGCCUCAGCUUCUCCGUGAUUUCACCGACUAUGAAAUCGCCCAGACCGUGUUCACUUUCCUUUUCGCUUCCCAGGACGCUACCAGCGCUGCCAGCACCUGGCUAUUCCAGAUCAUGGCUGACCGUCCCGACGUGCUUGACAAAGUCCGCGAGGAGAACUUGCGUGCGCGUAAUGGCGACAUCCACGCCCCCCUGACCAUGGAUUUGCUCGAUAACCUGCCCUAUACUCGCGCUGUCGUCAAGGAGACUCUGCGUUACCGCCCUCCCGUCAUUAUGGUCCCUUACUUGGUCAAGAAGGACUUCGCCAUCACCGAGAAUGUUACCGUCUCCAAGGGUUCCAUGAUCAUCCCUUCUGUGUGGCCCGCCUGCCACGAUGAGGAGGCCUACCCUAAUGCUGACUCCUUCGACCCUGAUCGCUGGAUCACCGGUACUGCUGAGCAGCAGACGAAGAACUGGCUUGUCUUUGGCACUGGUCCUCACUACUGUCUGGGUCAGACCUAUGCCCAACUGAACUUGAUGGCCAUGAUUGGUAAGGCCAGUAUGGAGAUGGACUGGGAGCACACCGUUACUCCUGAGUCUGAGGAAAUCAAGGUGUUCGCUACUAUCUUCCCCAAGGAUGACUGUCUGCUCUCAUUCCGUCCUCGUCCUUGAGCAUUUUCAGUUUCGCUUCAGAGACAGGACGCCCGAUGCUCUGGCUUCUACCCGCCCGUCAAACCAAUUGAAGGGUGGAUGAGGAGCACUCGCGUCGCGCAUGUGCUGCAUUGCAUCCUAUCCUGGUGAUAUGAUGGCUGCAGGCGAUCCUCUUCUUCUCGGAUUCACCUUCUCUCUACCUUUUUCGACCUUGUAACUACUUAUUGCAUUGCCCGCCUGUUUAUCUUAUCAUUUCUGGGGCAGAGCGUGAUGUCAUCUGCUGUAUUGGUGUGUCCAGAGUUUGCCGAAGAGACGGGCGUCUGGAGGUACAUGAUUUUGCAACGAACCUGUGACUCGUGCACUUCAGUGUUCGUGAAGCAUUGAAGUGACAUGUCAUUCUUAGAUUACGCUACCUAGAAUUAAUAAUAAUGCGCGACUCG